Molecule: messenger RNA, 372 nt
Organism: Suillus fuscotomentosus
Lineage: Eukaryota; Fungi; Basidiomycota; Agaricomycetes; Boletales; Suillaceae
Exons: 2
Source: RefSeq, a predicted model, not a curated record
AUAACCGUCGUGGCUGUUGGAGGUGCAAUAAACACGAUUCUUCUUCGUUCCCGUGCCUCUACGGUGGAUGUAGAUUUCUCCAGCCUUGAUACUGCAAACAAUCCUGUCUUGCGAGAUGGUAUUAAAAGCGCCGCCAAAGCCAUGCAGCUUGGUGAAGGGUGCAUGAACAACCACACUGCACUUUUCAUUGCUCCCAACACUAAAACCAGCCUCCACAACGAAGCAAUUAGCGAUGGUGCAGUCAUAUUUGAUGAGCCUGGGCUUCAGGUGCUCACUGCGCCCUGGAUGUACUGUCUAGUAGCCAAAUUAGAGAAGGCUGGAAAGAGAGGGAACGCGAAGUCCUAUGAUAUGUCCGAUGCGUCGCAAUACCUC